Molecule: messenger RNA, 891 nt
Organism: Vicia faba (fava bean)
Lineage: Eukaryota; Viridiplantae; Streptophyta; Magnoliopsida; Fabales; Fabaceae
Source: the annotation of a GenBank genome assembly
AUGGAAAAUAAGGGUGAAAAUCACAUGACAUCAGCUGCAGCGUUUGUUGAAGGAGGCGUCCAAGAAUCUUCUGAUGAUGCUUGCAGUAUAUGUCUUGAAGAGUUCAACGAUAGUGAUCCUUCAACUGUCACUGUUUGCCGGCACGAGUUUCACCUACAGUGCGUUCUUGAAUGGUGUCAAAGAAGCUCUCACUGUCCUAUGUGUUGGCAACCUAUUAGCUUGAAAGAUCCUACCGGACAAGAAUUGUUUGAGGGAGUAGAGCAAGAGAGGAAUUGGAGGGACACUCCAUCAAGAAAUGUUAACACCAUUCAUCACCAAUCUAUUGGAAAUUUUGGAUUUCAAAGUCUUCGCAUGGAAGAGAGAAUACUUCAAAACUUAGCUAUUGUUGCAUCAAUCGAAAGAAGACACCGUCGUGGUCAAAUGGAAGGGAGGGGAACUCAACAACUUGAUCAUGAUCAAUCCCAAUUCUUAUUAUUCUCAAAUCAACAGACACAACAAUUGCAAAAUGAAAGUUCUACAAAUUCUAGAUCUGAUACAAAUGGCUUAGAAAUGCAAUCAUUUUCAGAUACUUUGCGCUCUAAAUUUAAUGCAUUGUCGACCAGAUAUAAAGAAUCAAUCUCAAAGAAUACAAGGGAUUGGAAAGAAAGAUUGUUCUCUCGAAAUUCUUCCAUGUCAGAACUCGGUCUAAAUGCAAGAAAAAAGAUGAACCCGGGCAUCGCUAGUGUAUCACAAUCGAUGAAUAAUAGAGUUGUAAAUACUAAUUUUUCAAAUAAUUUGGAGGAUAGUUCUAUGGUAAACUCAAGAGAAAUUGAUCAUGUUAAAAGAGGAGAAGACUCUUCGUGCAAUAACAAUACAGCAACUGUUUCUUCUACUAGUUCACAUUCAAAUUGA